AUCAUGCAGAAACGGGCAGCGUUUAGGUAAUGUAAUUGAUUCUGUUGGAAAGGGGAGAAAUUGUGCUUUACAAUGGUAUUGACAUUACAGUUGAUCUGGAAUUAUUACGUUUUGGGGGCGCUAAAAUAAGGGCAAUUGUUCGGACCAAGGCGUGGUACGAGUUUACGUUAACUAACUGACGUUACUAGUACUGGCUAACUUAUUGUUGUUAGCCAGCUAUAAUAUGUCAAGUACAAAUUCAAGAACAUUGAGACAAAACUUGAAACGACGUAGUCCUAGUGUAUAAUAACUAGAUAACGUUUCAAAUCGAAUUUGAAAUAUAACGAUAAAAAAACACACAAAAAACUAGUUUGAUAAUAGAUAAUUAGUUUGUUGAACAGCUGUUCGUUAGUACACUAAAAGCUAUGUUAUAUGUACGCCACCUACAAUUGUCAAUGUUAACAAGGCAACGACGAUAAAUAACUUUCCCGACUCCAUAAAAGUGUCCUCCUACAACUCCCAUCCACCUCCCUCCCGGAAGGUACAUCCCAUGGCCAAACACAACUGUUUCCCCCUCUGAGACGGUCCCCUGUGGAUUAUGCCACAUAGAUCACAACAUUGAUAUCAAAUUGAAAUACAUUUAAGCUCUUGGAGACAGGCCUUGUGGCCAUGGCGAAAGACCCGUUGGGUGAAGCUGGUCUUCAUUUUGAUGAGCUCAACAAGCUACGGGUGCUGGAACCAGAGGUGGACCAGAAGACCAGGGAGCUCAAGGAGGAGUGUGACGACUUUGUUGACAAAAUCGGCCAGUUUCAGAAGAUAGUGGGUGGUCUCAUUGAGCUGGUGGAUGAAUUGGCAAAAGAGGCAGAGACAGAAAAGAUGAAGGCUAUUGGAGCCAGGAACCUGUUGAAGUCUGUGGCCAAGCAGAGGGAGGCCCAGCAACAGCAGCUCCAGGCCCUGAUAGCAGAGAAGAAGAUGCAGCUGGAGAGGUAUCGCAUUGAGUACGAAGCUCUCUCCAAAGUGGAGGCUGAGCAGACUGAGUUUAUCGAACAGUUCAUUCUGCAGAAAUAAGGCCCGACGUGUGUGUGUGUGUUAGUGACCAUGUUUCCAGGGUGCCCGUAUUGUUUUCUAGGGGUGAUAACCACUACACUGUGGGUUAACGGGAAUCGCUCAUCUGAACACAAUAACCUCUCUUACACUUCACAAGCAAUCCAAAACUGUUCCAACUAAAACACAGGUUUGGCCCAGACACCAACAGACUACAUGCAAAGUUAGAAGAAACUGUACAACACCAUCAAAUGUCCCUCACUAGCAGGUGUCUAAGUGACAAUCCCCCUAUUUUUAGCAUUUAAUUGUUGGAAUGCUUGAAUAUAGUUCAAACCUGAGGCUCUAUAGAUGUCACAACUUUCACAACACUACAGUAUGUAAAUUAACCAAAUGGGGAAGAAAGCUAUUUAUAUAUAUAUAUGAAGGAAUUUAUAAAUACUAUUUAAUACUGAAUAAUUAUUCUGUAUAGAUCAAUUUUAUUACCUUUUUCUACAAGUGGAAAAACAAAGUACAGUAUGUGCAUGUUACUGUAAAUUUCAUGAUUUUGAAAACAAUUUUAUUUUUUGCUGUGUUGCCCCCCCCCCCCCCCCCCCAUUUGUAUCUUAAUUCUGUUUUACAUCUUAAGGUACGAAUAUCUUCAUGGUUUUAUCAUUUCACCUUUAUCUGUGGUACUACAACCAACACAUUUAACCCUCAGGUGGCUUAUUGGAGUUUCAGGCCAGUGUAUACAAACCAUUUCUUUUUAAAGUAAUGUACAUUUCAAAGGUAUGUUAUUUAUGUUUACAGUAAAUAUCAUCCUCCUGUGCAUUCAUCUUAUCCAUGUUAAAAGUUAGUAAACCAAAACUUAGUGGACCAACUUCAUCAAAAGAUGAGAUAUACUUGAAAUAAAAAAGGAUUUACACAUUUUGA
Oncorhynchus nerka (sockeye salmon) is the source of this 1932-nucleotide messenger RNA. RefSeq names its product intraflagellar transport protein 20 homolog. Gene Ontology annotation, biological process: intraciliary transport; centrosome localization; protein localization to cilium. The transcript has 5 exons. Gene Ontology annotation, cellular component: Golgi apparatus; intraciliary transport particle B; centrosome. Lineage: Eukaryota; Metazoa; Chordata; Actinopteri; Salmoniformes; Salmonidae. The record is from RefSeq and is a predicted model, not a curated record. Bases 649 to 1047 code for a protein of 132 amino acids.